AUGGGCAGCGUCACGGGCGGAGGAGACGGGAGCCAGGAGCCCAUCCGCACACGGCAGGCACACGGCCCUGCCCAGGUGUUCUGGCAGGCCCUGCUGGCUGGGGACCAGGGCACUGUAGCCAAGAUCCUCGGGGAGCCUCAGAACAACCUGAGCCCCAGUGCUGUGUUUGACACCAGUGACCUGGAAGAGUGGAAGAACUACCGCUUCAACCCCCGCGGGCUGAGACUGUGGUCGCUGAGCUACGAGCAGGAGCUGACCACGCCGCUGCACAUCACGGCGGGCCGGGGCUACGCGGAGUGCGUGCGGCUGCUGCUGCGGCGCGGCGCGGCCGUGGACGCGGCCCCGGGCGGGCGCACCGCGCUGCACGCCGCCUGCGCGGCCGCCAGCGCCGCCUGCGCGCGCCUGCUGCUCGCCGCCGGAGCCGACCCCGAGGCCGUCUCCGAGGAUGGCCACCGGCCCCUGCACCUCUGCAAGAGCUCCGACUCCAUCGAGUGUGUCCGGCAGCUGCUGCAGCGUGGUGCCAGCGUGAACAGUCAGACGGAGGAGGAGAUGGACACAGCCCUGCAUGUGGCAGCACGGCACGGCCUGGCAGAGCAUGUCCAGCUGCUUCUGCACCACGGGGCUGAAUUGGAGGUGAGGAACAAGGAGGGGCAAACACCGCUGAACGCUGCCUGUGCUCAGCAGCAUCAGCCCCAGGACAUGGACCGCUACUACCGAGUCUGCCAGCUGCUGGUGCAGAGCGGUGCCAGGAUCAACGCCGAGGAUCGGGACCGGCAGCACCCGCUGCACCUGGCCUGCAAGAAUGCCAACGCUCAGAUCGCAGAGCUGCUGCUGGCCCACGGCGCCAACGUCAAUGUCAUGAACUACGGCGGCAACACGGCCCUGCACAACAUCCUGCAAGUGGCUGCCUACAAGCGGGAGCAUCGCCCCGAGCUGGUGGUGCGAGCGCUGCUCAACCACGGAGCCGUCCGCAUCUGGCCGGGCUCCCUCCUCAAGGUGCUGCGGUGCUGCCACAGCUGCCCGCGUGUCAUCGAGGUGCUGGUGAACAGCUACAGCCACGUGCGUGUCUCCGAGGACUGGGUGGCAGCGGUUCCAGCAGAGGUGGUACAGAAAUACCCCUGUUUCUACCAGUCACUUUUCUCCCUGGGGCGCAGACCUCGCUCCUUGCAGCACCUGGCUCGCUGCACACUCAGGACCCUCCUGGAGGGCCGGCUGCUUCUGGUCCUGUCCCAGCUGCAUCUGCCAAGUGCCCUGCACCAGUUCCUGCUGCUCGGCUUCGAGGACGUUCUCUACUAGGGGUGGCAGUUCCAGUCCUGCUGUGCCUCUCUGUGCAGGUGUUCCACCUCUGCCAAUGCAGUCUGUGCUUUUGCAGCUACCCCCUUCCCCUCACCCCACUCCUGCCUGGCCACAUCAGCCCCCUGUGCCAAGCCUGCUGCUGUGUCCCA
This is a messenger RNA of Passer domesticus (house sparrow), 1445 nucleotides long. RefSeq names its product ankyrin repeat and SOCS box containing 10 (gene ASB10). Gene Ontology annotation, molecular function: protein binding. The record is from RefSeq and is a predicted model, not a curated record. Bases 1 to 1296 code for a protein of 431 amino acids. NCBI's taxonomy places the organism in Eukaryota, Metazoa, Chordata, Aves, Passeriformes, Passeridae. The transcript is spliced from 5 exons. Gene Ontology annotation, biological process: intracellular signal transduction.